UGCGGAAUACUGUGUGAAAAUAAAUCAAAUGCCUCAAGGCACUGAGCCCCGUAUAAAAUGUCCCAAAUAAAUUAAAACGAAAAUUUUCAAAAAUUUCUGUUCUGUGCUGACGAGGUGGGACUGGGACUGGGACUGGGGCUCAAGGGCAGGGGCCUGGCAAUGAGAAUCAAAAACAUUAUAUAGCAAAAGAAACAGCGCGAAAACUAAAAAUAAUUGGCAAACAAAAUGCGACACAAAAAUUUGGCCAACAGCCGCCGUCGCAGUGUCAAAGGCCAGCAGAAACAGCAAACACAUACAGAUACUCGUACAGAUAGAUUUUGAUUGAAAAUUUUAAGUACAAUACUCUUGAUGUACGGUGCGGGACACUGUUCGCGUAAAUCUCUUGCUUGAUGUUUAACAAUAGUCACGCGCACCAGGAUGAGUACAUUCGCGAAUAUACCUUCGAGCCGGAGCUGCUGAUCAAUCGCGAGGAGUACUUGCGGGAGGAGGAGCGCGCCCACAAAUUGCCCUCGACGCCCGUCCGCCUGCGCUGGGAUGAGGCGAUUGCCAAGCAAAAGGAGAAGCAUCGCAAAGCCAGCAUUGAUGUGUCCAACGAUGAUACAAACCAGAUCGAUAUCGAUAUUGAGGCUUUCUACUAUAUGUAUGGUCGUUAUACCAAAGAUUUAGGAGAAUUCGCAAAGGAUGAAGCCAGAAAACUCAAGCUACUCGAAAAGCGACGAAAGCAGGAAGACAAACAACGGAAUAAGGAACUGCUAGGGACACAAUCGACCAGAGCAAAGCACAUAUCAUCAUGGAUCUGGAGGCAUACGGUGGCACGCCUGGGCGAGGACUGGGUCUUCUUGGCGUUACUAGGUAUUAUCAUGGCCCUGCUCUCAUUUAUCAUGGACAAAGGCAUAUCUAUAUGUACAAAUGCGCGUAUCUGGCUCUAUCGCGAUCUGACGUCACAUCCACUCAUUCAAUAUAUAUCUUGGGUAUCAUUGCCGGUCUGUUUAAUAUUAUUUUCUGCCGGCUUUGUGCAUCUCAUCGCACCGCAAAGUAUAGGUUCCGGUAUACCUGAAAUGAAGACCAUACUGCGUGGCGUUCAAUUGAAAGAGUAUCUCACAUUUAAGACAUUAGUGGCCAAGGUAAUUGGUUUAACGGCAACUCUGGGCAGCGGUAUGCCAUUAGGAAAGGAAGGCCCUUUCGUACAUAUAGCAAGUAUUGUAGCACAAUUAUUAAGUAAACUUGUCACAUCAUUCCAAGGCAUAUAUGAGAAUGAGUCGAGGAACUCUGAAAUGCUUGCGGCUGCCUGCGCCGUAGGCGUGGGUGCAUGCUUUGCCGCGCCCGUUGGCGGUGUCCUUUUUAGCAUUGAGGUCACCACAACGUACUUUGCAGUGCGCAAUUAUUGGCGUGGCUUCUUUGCUGCCGUGUGUGGUGCCACAGUCUUUCGACUGCUGGCGGUCUGGUUCCAGAAUGCCGACACCGUGCGAGCCCUGUUCUUGACUAACUUCACCACCGAGUUCCCCUUCGAUCCCCAGGAGCUAUUUGUCUUUGCAUUGAUUGGACUUGUCUGCGGUCUGGGUGGCGCAUCCUAUGUCUGGGUCCAUCGCCGCUAUGUCCUCUUUAUGCGCUCCAAUAAGCGCAUGAACAAGUUCCUUCAGAAAAAUCGGUUCCUGUAUCCUGGAUUCCUGGCCUUGCUAGUCUCCAGCAUAUCGUUUCCACUGGGCACUGGCCAGUUCCUGGCCGGGGAGCUGAGUACCCAUGAGCAGGUCACCCAGCUCUUUAGCAAUUUCACUUGGUCCCGCGAUGAUCUGACCGUGGAGCAGGCGGCAGUUGUAACCCACUGGAUGACCAGCUACACCAGUGUAUUCGGCAAUCUCGUCAUUUAUACUCUUUUCACGUUUAUCUUCUCGAUUGUUGCCUCCACGAUACCGGUUCCAUCGGGCAUGUUUAUUCCGGUUUUCAAGAUCGGAGCCGGCUUCGGUCGUCUGGUGGGAGAGUUUAUGGCGACGACAUUUCCCCAUGGAGUACGCUAUGGCGGACGCCUUUCCCCCAUUAUGCCCGGCGGAUAUGCCGUUGUUGGGGCCGCUGCCUUCUCUGGCUCCGUGACCCAUACGGUGUCCGUGGCGGUGAUUAUCUUCGAGAUGACUGGACAGAUCACCCACGUGGUGCCCGUGAUGAUUGCCGUACUGGUGGCCAACGCAGUGGCGGCGCUGCUCCAGCCCUCCAUAUACGACAGUAUUAUAUUGAUUAAGAAGCUGCCGUACCUUCCCGAUCUUCUGCCCUCGAGCUCCGGGAUGUACAGCAUAUUUGUGGAGGACUUUAUGGUGCGGGACGUGAAGUAUAUAUGGCACGGCAUCUCCUACCAGAAGCUCAAAGAAGUCCUCAAGGCAAACAAGACACUGCGGUCCCUGCCAUUGGUGGACAGCCCUGACAACAUGAUCCUCCUGGGGUCCGUGCAGCGCUACGAGCUAAUCAAAAUGAUUGAGAAGCAUAUUGGCAGAGAGAAGCGCAUGGAAGUGGCACAAAAAUGGCAAAAGGAGGCCGAGGAGCGGGCCCUUGAGGAGGAGAAGAAAAAGCAAGAGGUCGAGCUCAGAAUGCGGCGUCCCUCGCGCUUUGAAGUUCUCCCAGCCCCGGAUAUCCUGAGUUUGCGACAGAUUGCCAACGAUGAAAUGCUUCCGCCCAAGAAGCGUGCCGAAACGAUGCACAGCUCGCUCACUCCCAGGAAAUCCAUCCUGAAGAAGACAAACUCCUUUAAUCUCAAGACGUACGCCCCCGCUGCCCUGCACCACAGUCCGAGCAUCACGCCGUACACGACGAUAACCGGCAACUCCGAGUUCCGCAUCCGCUCCGCCUUCGAGGCGAUCUUCAAGAAGUCGACCACCCUCCAGGACGUCCAGCCCGAUGCCGAAACGGGCUCAAUCUCGCCAGCUGCCAGCACCAAUGAGGUCGAAGUGCAGCAGCGCACUGUUACUCCCAGCACUCCGGGUGUCUCGAAAAAGGUUCAGCUGAAUGAGCUUUACAAUACUUACAAGCAAGCACAAAAUAAUUGGAAUUUCGUAACAGAUCAAAUUAUGCUGCAAGUAAAUCCUAUCUCUACGGAUAAACCUGAACAACUAAACAAUAUGCUGGCUGAGAAGGAUAUCAACGAAGUUUUAGUCACAAAUGGGGAUAGUGAUGGGGAUACAUUUAAUUCAAGUCAAUUUCCUUGCAAAGAAGUGCUCGGGGAUCUGGCCAGCAUUAGACACAAGACAAAUAAGGUGUCGGAUGUGGAUGCCGGAAUGCCGUUUAUGGUGCAGGUCUCUACGGAUGAGAAGACUAUGCAGGAGCCAAAGAAAAAGGCGACAAAGAUUCGGUUUUCUGAUGAAAAUACGAACAAAUUAAACGAGAAUUCCGAAACGAUAAGUCCAGAAACAGAGGGAGAGACAAACAAGCCCUUUCAAAAGACGAAGUCCGUGCAAUUGCCCAGGGAGCGGGUUAUUGACAUGUCGCCCGAGGACCAGAAGAAGUGGGAGCUCGAGGAAAUGUUGAAGCCCGUCGAUUUGCAGAAGGCGAACGUGCACAUAGAUCCAUCACCGUUUCAGCUGGUAGAACGCACCUCAAUACUUAAGGUUCAUUCAUUAUUCUCGAUGGUUGGCAUCAAUCAUGCGUAUGUCACAAAGAUCGGAAGACUUGUGGGUGUUGUCGGACUUAAAGAGCUGCGAAAGGCCAUUGAAGACAUCAAUAGCAAUAGUUUUGUGGUUGCCACACGCGACGAUGAAACUGCGCCUGAAACUGAGACCAAGACAGCUGUGGAAAAGCCAUUGCUGGCGUUGAAUUCCAGUGAUAAGGCUGUGGAUAUGACGGUAACGUCGAUGGACUCGGCUCUGUCGAAUUCUGAAAACUGUUCCGACAUCGAAAUGGAACACAUAAAGCACAUGGAAGUGAAGCCAUCAUCGGUGACCCUCACUCAUGAGACGACAUCUGCAUCGAAGGACACAAAUACCACAGAAAAUGGCAAUCAUCAAACUUGAAACGAAACCGAUUGAGAUGAAAGAUGAAAGAGCUCUAAAGAUAGAAUAUUUAGCACUACAAUCAAUAUAUGUAUGUAUAGUAUGUAAUACGUGUUUGUAAAGAUCAGUUAAAGUCUAUUUAUAAUAAGUGCAGUCAUCGAAAGUUAUUAUGUAUUUAUAUCUCGCUAGUUCAUAAAAUGACAAAGAUAUCGUGAUUUAUGUUUAAGUUGAAAGAGGAAGGAACAAGUGUCAUCGCCUUUGUGUGUAUUGUCGAAGGGCAGUAAGUGCCUUAGAAUUUAUAUUCAAUGUGCCAAAUGGCGUUCCAAACCAAACCAAACCCAACCCCACAUACUAUCAACAAAUAAAAUAGUCAAUUCCACUUAAA
Drosophila persimilis is the source of this 4356-nucleotide messenger RNA. RefSeq names its product chloride channel protein 2 (gene ClC-a). Lineage: Eukaryota; Metazoa; Arthropoda; Insecta; Diptera; Drosophilidae. The transcript has 16 exons. Gene Ontology annotation, biological process: chloride transport; transmembrane transport. The coding region runs from base 390 to 3992 and encodes 1200 amino acids. Gene Ontology annotation, molecular function: voltage-gated chloride channel activity. Gene Ontology annotation, cellular component: membrane. The record is from RefSeq and is a predicted model, not a curated record.